Molecule: messenger RNA, 1530 nt
Organism: Suillus bovinus
Lineage: Eukaryota; Fungi; Basidiomycota; Agaricomycetes; Boletales; Suillaceae
Exons: 18
Coding region: 96-1151 (351 amino acids)
Source: RefSeq, a predicted model, not a curated record
UGCUUUCUUUCUCUAUUUCUACAAGCCUUCAGCACUCAGCAUUAGCCUGCACCGAGACCGCCGCAGAGCCAAUCGACGAGUACUUCAUCUACUAAAUGGAGGCUCUGGAGCGGCGUGGGGUUGUAGGCAGCUUAACGACUGAGAAAUAUUUGCGAGUAGCAUCCAUUUCCAUUGCAUUUUACGACUAUGUUAUUACACUCCCUGCGGAAUGGCGCUUUUACCGAAGCCAAUCGUCAAUUUUUCAUAUAAGUCUUGCCUGCGCCUUAUUCAUUCUCAUACGUUAUAUUAGUAUUAUAGCCAUGGUAGUUAGCAAUUACGGAUUCUUCUCCACCACCUAUACCUCACAGACGUGUCAACACUACUAUCUUGUGGCGCCUGCCUUCAAAGCCAUACAAACUAUGAUAUCACAGGCCAUCCUAGGUAUCAGGACAUUCAAUAUCGCAAGAAGAGAUAGGCGGAUAGGAAUUGUACUAGUGUUACUAUACCUCUUCUCGAUUUCGGCGGAGUGGUUUUCCGAUCUAUUCCACCGGACUCCCGUUGUUAAUGAUGGAAACUGUACCUCGGCAGAUGCCGGAAAAAUAUUAUCAACCUGGUUCUACUACCUGGCUGUAAUGGUGUAUGACAUCGCCAUGGUGACAAUUUCUACCAUACAUCUUCUGCGUUAUAAUCCUCUCAGUAGCAGAGUAGAACAGCUAAUACGGGUCCUGAUCUAUGACGGCAUCGGAUAUUUUAUCGUGUUGACCGCGGCGAACGUAUUAAAUCUCAUCCUUUAUCGUACGACUGAUAUCAGGACUCAGUCGGCAGGGUCAUCAAUAGGUUAUGCUUUAACGUGGAUCAUGAGCCAACGGAUUCUCAUCCAUAUACGAGGAAUGUUAGAGCCAAACAACCAACACCUGGAAAAUGUGAUCGUCGCACGUCCCACACUCACUGCGCAGAAAAAAGUGAUGUCCGGUCUCCGUUCCCAGUUCGAGUCUAAGAGCCAUUCCAAAGGCUCUAACAGCUCCAAAAACCCCAACGAUGCAGAGCCCAGGCCCAAAUCGCCUCGUAAUUCCAACGACGACAUGGAACUCGGUAUCCGCGUCCGCGUCGAGCGCUCGGUGAUGGUAGAUUACAUGGACGAUUCUGAGCAUUCAAGUUCGUGGGUAAAAUGAAUCUGAGGCACUGACGCCUGAGACUAUGACAAAGAGGAAAGACUAUAUGCUACGAGAUAAUACCCAACGUACGAUACUAGCGUAUAUAUACCUACCCAGUGCUAUUAUGGAAAUCUUGGUCCCCGUUCACAACAAAGAUACACAUAUCCGUGCUCCCGCGCCACUGCACGAGUUUCCUGUGACCGGGCUUGUUGGCAUUCUCCAUGUUGGAUCAUACUGUGAAGCGCUAUGAUUGCUAGUCGUUAAUCGGCCUUGGAUCGACCGAUUUACCUUCCAGUAGUGUUGUGCAAAGCCCGACCUGAAGGCCUGAAGCCUAGGUCGACCCGGCCCGGGCUUUGGACAAGGGCCUAGUAUGCUUGAGCCGUGACUAUGACGCCCU